Salvelinus sp. IW2-2015 is the source of this 1635-nucleotide messenger RNA. Its product is annotated as proteoglycan 4-like. Bases 175 to 1389 code for a protein of 404 amino acids. NCBI's taxonomy places the organism in Eukaryota, Metazoa, Chordata, Actinopteri, Salmoniformes, Salmonidae. The transcript has 7 exons. The record is from RefSeq and is a predicted model, not a curated record.
CCUAUGUUGAACAUUAGAAACGCCGUGGAACUAAUUUACCAACAUCAGUGAGUCAGCGCGCGGAUUAAUUGUAUCGUUGUUGGACAUCGGAUAUUAUUCCUGCUGGAACCAGUCGAAAACCUAGACCCCAACUAUUGUGAGCGGGGGCUGAAAAAGCCCACGUCCUUUCUGGAGAUGAAAAGCGAGGACCAGAGUAGACAGACCAAGCAUAAUGUCCAGAAUAAGUUCAAGAGUCCAAAAGUCACCAGACGACUGAAAAGGUGUCUUUGGCUUUUCCCACCUCUUGACCUGGAAGAGGACGCAGCUCCGGUCCCUGUGUCUGACUCCACCAGAGAACCACCAGAGACCAGGAUGUCAAAGAAGAAGACGACUUUCCCCAGACCACCUGUCACACAGGAUGCAGAGAAGUUUCAUGAUGGCCCAACUGACACCAGUAGCCCCAAUACCAUCCCAAAGAGAAGGUGCCUUUUCCCAACCCUGAUGUCUGAGCCAGACCCAGACCCUCUCUCUGAGCCAGAGCCAAUCCCUCUCUCUGAGCCAGGCCCAGUACCUCUCUCUGAGCCAGCAGAGACCAGCGAGCCCCAGCAGAAGGCAGGAAUCUUCAACCCACCUGCCACAACGCGACUGAAGAGGACCAGAAAGUUGGAGCCAGCCCCAGGCCUCUCUGAGCCAGCCCCAGGCCUUCUCUCUGAGCCACCAGAGAGCAUGAAGUCAGCGGAAAUGGAGAUCCCAGGUCCACCUGCCACAAAGAGACUGAAGAGGACCAGGAAGUUGGAGCCAGCCCCUCUCUCUGAACCUCCAGACACCAGGAAGUCAAAGAAGAAGAAAAUAAUCCCUGGCCCACCUGCCACUCAGCAAGUGAAGAGAUCCAGAUGUCCUCCCAGCCCCUGGACCCCUAACCUAGUGGAGAUUAGACGUAGGCCACCUACAGCCACACCCCCUACCUGUGAGAUAGGUGUAACUACAUUUACCUUGAGAUCUAAGGUAGCGACAAGCCCUACCUUGAAGUCAGGUGUAGCCACAUCCCCAUCUAGUGGUGAAGCCUUUUCCACAUCCCCUGAGAGGAAGAAGAUGAGGAAGAAGAACAGGAAGAGGGCCAGGUGCAGUGGUGCGGCCGUUCCCACCCCCCCUGAGAGGAAGAUGAAGAAGAGGGCGAGGUGCUGCCCUGUCCCGCUGAACAACCCCUUGUCUGUCUGUCGGUCGCAGAGGGCCACCCAGGGCAGGAAGGCCUGUGUGUGGUGUAAACAGGAGAACGAGUGGAUGAAGACCAUCUGGCAGUGUGAGGCCUGUCAGGUGGCCCUCUGUCUCAUACCCGGCAGAAACUGCUUCAGGGCCUGGCACAAGACUCACAAGUGGAACGAUGAAGUCAUGUUCAGUCUGUUUUCUUAAAUGUUGUCAAAUAUGUGGGUCUGGAGCCUCAGCAUGAGAUGUUAGUGGUUUGUGGUCAAAAAAUCCCACUUUCAGUUCCUAGUUCAUAUGGUUUUAGUAGAAUUCAGGCAUACAUGCAUUAAAUAAGAAAUAUUUCCUUUCUGGGUGUUUUUGCAAAAAAAGGAAGUUGAAAGUUUGCUACAUUUUCUUCAAAGCCCUUUUCAUGUUGUUUAAGUUGACAUAUUAAAUACAUUGUUAAAAAGCAAA